AACUCACAGGGUGCCUUGACAACGCAUACGCGUCACAUGGAAUUCGAUGGCCAAUCAAUGUGCCGAAUCCAGUUAGCGAUGUGGAGGCUCAGCGUCUCCAGUUCAAGGAGCUGGGUGUUGAGAGCAAACAUGGAUUCUUCUUGAGAAGUAUCAAUGUAAAGCCACACCUGUCUCUCUAAAGGGCUGAAAGCAUCACCAAGGUAACUGUGCAGCACCCAAUUCAGCACCAGGACAUCUCCACGAGGGGCGGGUUUUCCAGAGGACGAUCCGAGAAACUACACAAAGAUGUUAUGAUGGACAGUUUCAAGCCACUCGGCUCUCUAGGUUUUGCUGGGGUCGAGCCAGAUUCAGUAUUAAAGACUGAGCAAAGGGAAGCCCCGUGUAUGAGUGACCUUCAGGACUCUGAGCAAAAGCAGUUGCCUGGAAGCCAUGGGCACAAAAUAGAAUCGCCAGCGGUGGGUCCAUUAGUGGAGAGAGCAAAAGGCAAAGACAGGGAUUACAUACGCAAGAAUCAGAUCAGGCCUAGUGUUGGAAAUGUACAAGCAGCCCAGGAAGUAGAACCAGCUGGGAGCCAUCUACAGGAAACCUGUAGUAUAAAGCGGUGUAUCGAGGAUUCCCAGGAGAAGAUAACGAAUACACCACCGCCUUCCUUGUCUACUGCCAAUUGUAAGCGAGGAGACUCUAACAUACCUGGGCAGUCCCCAGACUGGACAAUGCGAGAGUGCAUAAUAAAGGAUGAAUAUGAAUGGGACUCAUGUCGGCAACAUGACUCUCCAGAGAACUGGAUGCUAUCAGAUCACUUUAACCAACCGGGUUAUGUGAGGUGGAACAUGGUGAAACAUGCAGAGAAUACCCACAACCAGGAUGAAGGUGGGGGAAGCUUGGGCUGGGGCAGUUUGGAGCAGAAUCAGAAGCAUAGAUUUCAACCGACAAACCCUGAAGAAUAUGGGGGUUAUGUAUGUACUGUGUGUGGAGACAAAUUCACUGAUAAAGCAGAGUUUGUAGUUCAUGCCUGCAAAGCCAAGUUGUAUAUCUCCGCUUCAUGUGAAGAAAAUUUAGCAUGGGGCUCGCAGUAUAUUACCAACCUGAUAGGCCCCAAUGGAAAAAUGCUGUUUGUCUGUGGUGACUGUGGUAAGAGCUACGCCUACAGGUCCCAUUUUGUUAUACACCAAAGAUCGCACACAGGCGAGAAACCUUUUCCCUGCACAGAAUGUGACAAGAGCUUCACUUGCACUUCCCACCUUAUAGCCCACCAGAGAACUCACACUGGGGAGCGGCCAUAUGUGUGUCCUGAGUGCGGGGAGAGCUUUACACAAAGCUCUACGCUGAUUAUACAUCAGAAAAUACACACCGGAGAGAAACCUUAUGAGUGCAACGAGUGCCCUAAAAGCUUCUCGCGGCAUUCUCACCUUGUACUGCAUCAGAGGACUCACACAGGAGAAAAGCCCUAUGCAUGUACUGAGUGUGGGAAAAGUUUUAGCAGCCUCUCCAAUCUCACCGCCCAUCACAGAACCCACACCGGAGAAAAGCCCUACCUGUGUGUAGAGUGUGGGAAGGGCUUUACACAAAGCUCAGCUCUAGUUUUGCAUAAGAAGAUCCACACAGGCGAGAAACCUUAUGAAUGCAACGAAUGCGGAAAAAGCUUCAGCCGCACUUCUCAUUUGACUCUGCACCAGAGAACCCACUCAGGGGAGCGGCCAUAUGUGUGCCUAGAGUGCGGCAAAACCUUCCUUCGCAGCUCACAUCUUGUUUUGCACCAGCGAACUCACACGGGAGAAAGACCAUAUUCUUGCAAUGAGUGUGGAAGGACCUUCUCACAAACCUCACAUCUUGUUAAACACCAAAGAUCUCACUCUAUAGAAAGGACACAGAGCCCCCCAAAGGGCGAAACCAUUUUACCUAUGAGGACAGCCAGUUAAGUUAUUUACAUGAUCUUUGUCAUCCAGAACUCUACAGAGGAAGUUUUGGAAUUAUCCAUUGCACAAAACACUUGAUAGUCUUGCUAGUUUUACUGUUGAAAGAAUAUAAUAAGCAUUAACAUAAUCAGGGAGACAUUGGUGCAUAUGCUUUAAUUCCCUUCAGUUACAGUGAAUAGCUGAAUUGCCCCGGUGGGAAUCUAAAAUUUGCAUUUACUGCUUCCGAGGUAGGAAUUUACAAUGGUGAAGUUGAGAAAAUGGAUUCAUGCCAUAAAAUCCAAUUUAGUCCAAGUUAAUUUCAUUAUUAUUUUUGUGUUUUGGUUUUCAGCAGUUAGGAUUGAAUUACGAGUAGGGAUGCAUCAAAUCCAGGAUUCGGUUUGGGUUUUGGUCAAGAUCCAGCCUUUUUCAGCAGGAUUUGAAUUUGGCCGAAUCCUUGCGCCUAGCUGAACCGAAUCUGAAUAGGGAAAUCACGUGACUUUUCGUCACAAAAGAAGAAAUGUUUCCUCUUUUUCCUUUCGUGCCCCUAAUUUGCAUAUGCAAAUUAGGAUUCGGUUCAGUAGUGGAUUUGGUGCUUCCCUAAUUGUGAGGAUAAGAUUCUAUGACAAUAUACAGGGCACAGGCUAAAUUAUAUAUGUCCGGCAUCUGUUUGUACUACUCAUGCAUUGUAAUGGGUAAUGUUUAUUUUUCUGUCAAUUAUGAGGUCACUUAUAAGGUAUAACAAUAUGAAUGGUUGAAGCCACCAAGAAGAUCCAUAACCAUGUAAAGGUUUGAGGCUGCAGACUAAGUACUUCGGUCAUUGAAGGUGACUUCCAAUAUAACAGGGAGUAUAUAUUUUUUUGUCAUAAGCAAACUUUCAUGUGACAUCACUAAGCAGCUUUCAUAUGGAUACGUAAUAUGAUGUGCAUAUAAGAAAUCACUACUGCUACUAUAUUUUAAUUUGUGAUAGGUUUGCCCAGGUACGGCAACACAUUGUACCAGUAAAUGUUACCUGCAUUGCUUUGGUUGCUGUAGGUAACUUUGUAGCUUUUAUCACAUAUGCUGAAGACAGCAUUCAACAAUAUUUUUCUGGGCCAGGCAGACAUUGUAAUCUGCACCACUCACACCACUUUCUGAAUGAAUCCCUUUUAAAACAGUGGCCAGAAUCAUUGAGUGCCAUUGCCCUAAGCUAAAAACACAGAUUUGAAACCUGCUGGUUUAUCUUUCUGCUUUUGCUCUAUAGCCGCCCUUGAUAGACAAAGUUUCUGUAGAGGUUAUUUGAGAUAACACAACAGGUACACUCCUGUAUCACAGUUAUCUGUGAGUAUGAUGACUGUAAAACCUUGUUUUAAUAGAAUAUUACUACAUAAGUCUUAUAUCCUCUUUAUUUGCAUUACUGCACCAGUCAACGUCUCCGGUUUCACCGUUUUUUAUUUUUUUCCACCGUGCACAACAUGUACCCUUAAGCUGGUCUUACACGUGCCGCUAAAAGCUGCCGACAGACCGAGUCGCCAGCUUAUUGGCCCAUGUGUGGUGCCCUCCGACAGGCUUCCCAUGAUCUGUGUCUGCCCAAGAGUCGGCCAGAUGCAGAUCGAGCAGAGGUAAAUAUUAGGUUGGAUCUUUGACCACAUCUGUUCGUUGAUGCGGUCCCGCGAUCCGACUAACCGUAUUGCUUUAAUUAUGAUCCGAUCACGAUCGGAUCAGUCCGAUAUCAACGAAACGAGAGGAUCUCUGUCUAUGGCCACCUUUAGCGAUUCUCCUCCUUGAGAUGGAUAUCCGUGUUGAACCCACAGAAAAAACAAAUGUGUUCUGAUCCUCUGUGAAGCAUUGCAUUGACGUGCACAAAAUUUUGAUCCAUGUGUGUGUACAGUUUUUGGCACUGCCGCAAACAGUGAUGAGGUGUCAGCCUUAAUCAAUUUCAUACAUAGUAGUGCGAGUGUGUGUCUUGUGUGGCAUAGUGAAACUCUUAUUUCAGUAUUUCCAGAGGAAAUUUUUUGGUAAGCUAACCACACAUUUAAAUUAUUGUGUCACUCACUUUAGAUGUAGAUAACAUGGAAUGUUGGUGACUCACAGCAGCACUUUACCUAAUACACUGGCCAUACACAAACAUAUAAAAACCAUUCUAAUAUUUGUAUUAGGACAUUGUGCAGCUUUUUUUUUUUUUUACUUUUGUUUCAAAAGGUGUGUAAGCUUGGAAUUAUUUCCAUUUAUAAAGCCAAAAACACUAAUAUUUAUAUUGCUCACAGAAUACAAUUUUCAUAACCUGAUUAAUUGCAGGUGGUUUUAUUGCUGAAUACAGAGGUGUAUGUCAGUGCUGUAUUUUGGUCCGUUUCCACCCUAGGCACUGGUCCUAAGGACACCCCCCCCUCAGUCAGCCAACUGUAUGUGACGUCACUUCAUCUGCACCAAUGACUCGGGUACUCCUCACCUCCCCAGCUCCACCUCCGUAUUUAGAGAGAAAGGUCUGGGGAGAUUUAUUUUUUCUGUUUAAAAAUGUUUAUAUAUAGGCACCCGAGGGCUGCCCAGCUGCCACCCAGAUCCUCCGGUGCCUGUAUACCCUCCAGUUCCUUUAUGUAAAUUAGGGAUGCACCGAAUCCACUAUUUUGGAUUCGGCCGAAUCCAUCUUGGAAAAUUCGGCCGAACCC
This is a messenger RNA of Xenopus laevis (African clawed frog), 4537 nucleotides long. RefSeq names its product zinc finger protein 883-like S homeolog (gene znf883l.S). The transcript has 5 exons. The coding region runs from base 291 to 1919 and encodes 542 amino acids. NCBI's taxonomy places the organism in Eukaryota, Metazoa, Chordata, Amphibia, Anura, Pipidae. The record is from RefSeq and is a predicted model, not a curated record.